This is a messenger RNA of Nicotiana attenuata, 543 nucleotides long. RefSeq lists its product as uncharacterized. Lineage: Eukaryota; Viridiplantae; Streptophyta; Magnoliopsida; Solanales; Solanaceae. The transcript has 2 exons. The record is from RefSeq and is a predicted model, not a curated record. Bases 1 to 543 code for a protein of 180 amino acids.
AUGGAGCACUCCGAGAGUCACUGUGAUUUUAGGUACCGUAGGCGCAUUAAGGUUGAGGAGGUCGUGGGAACUAUGCGUAAGAUGAACAGGGGCAGAGCGACUGGGCAGGAUGAGAUCCCGAUUGAAUUUUGGAGGUAUGUGGGUAGAGAGGGCCUGGAGUGGCUGUCCGAGCUGUUCAAUGUUAUUUUUAAGACGAAGCAGAUACCAGAGGAAUGGAGAUGGAGUACGAUGAUUCCAUUGUACAAGAACAAAGAGAAAGCGUACGACAAGGUCCCAAGGGAGGUUCUUUGGAGAUGCUUGGAGGUAAAAAAUGUUCCGGUAGCAUACAUUUGUGUGAUUGCGGACAUGUAUAAUGGAGCCAAGACUCGGGUUAGGACAGUAGGAGGAGACUCGGAGCAUUUUUCGAUGGUUAUGGGGUUACACCAAGGAUCUGCGCUAAGCCCUUUAUUAUUUGCACUGGCGAUGGACGCACUGACGCAUCAAAUUCAAGUGGAGGUGCCAUGGUGUAUGUUGUUUGCUGAUGAUAUAGUUUUGACUUAUUAG